AUUGACCAAAUACAUUUGUUGAAACAAGAUCGUUAUUAAAAACGAAAAAAUGAAGUUAAUUCAUUCGGGAUUUUUUUAUUUAACUUUUAUUUCAUUAUUAUUUGCUCUUCUAACGCCAGAAGUGGAAGCAAGAAGAAAAAUAUUAAGAGGUCGUAAAACAUUAACGAGAACGUAUCUAAGAGAUACUGGUCUUCCAGCAUGGGCAAUAGUAUUGAUAUCAGCCAUCUGUGAAAUUGUUUUAGGUCUAAUACUAUUUUUUGUGCUGAAAAAACUUAUUCUCGAUCAAGCCCUUCAAGGUCAAUAUCAAGUAACACAAACUAAUGAUGUAUAAUGUUUAGGAUUACGCUGAAUUUGUAAUUAGUUUAUAAUACCAUUUUACCACACAAACUCUGGAGGAUGCAUUUGGAAGAAUAUUUGUAAAACCUAAAAACAAUUUAUUAAUAUUAAAAGAAGCUCCA
Messenger RNA from Brassicogethes aeneus, 458 nucleotides. Lineage: Eukaryota; Metazoa; Arthropoda; Insecta; Coleoptera; Nitidulidae. The record is from the annotation of a GenBank genome assembly.